UACUCGGCCCAGAAACAGUUUUUUGAAAGUUUAAUAACAUCCGUUUAGAAAUUAUGAAAAUCACAUUUUUAUUUUUACUUCUCGCCGUAGGGGGCAGUAUUUCCCAUCCGCCCCUCCAAAUCGAACCGUCGCCACGAUUCCGUCCCGUAAAUCCGGUUAAGCACAAGGCUCCAGUGUCACCAUUGUAUCGCCUCAACGACACCUGGAUCCCGUCCACUUAUGUUGUCGAAAUCAAAGUUGUUCUGGACAACGCACCCGCCGGAGAAGUUCCGUACACGGCGAGGAGUCGCGUCCAAAUUUCAUUCACUGUUAAAGAGAGAGUUAAUUCGAUAACGUUACAUGCAAAUUUGCUGACAGGGUUGGCGUUUAGGUUAACAAACGAAGCUGGAGUAGAUAUCCCUCUAUCACCAUACGUUGUCGACAAAGAAGUCGAGAAGCACUUUUUGCACAUUCCACUCCUAAGUGGCGUACUCGAACCGGGCGUGACCUACAAACUUCAUGCGGAAUCUUUAGCCUCCAUUUUCCGAGAUGGUCGAACCAACGCGUUAUACUUGAGCAGUUACCUCACCGAGUUUGGAGAUACAAAGCUAAUCGCCGCCACGCAGAUGGAAGCGUACCAUUUACGUCAACUACUCCCCUGCUUCGACGAACCCGAUUUGAAAGCAACUUUCACAUUGGAUCUAAUUUAUGAGACGAAAUAUAAAGCGAUUGCAAACGGAGAAACGAUUGGACAGCCUAUCCCUGAACCUGGCCUCGUAGGUUGGGUAAGGUCCAAGUUCACAACAACCCUGAAAAUGCCCACAUAUCUUUUUGCCUUCACAAUUGCGGAAUAUGAAUAUGUUACUGCCGAUGCAGGAUUGUUUGCAAAACCAGUUCGAGUUUGGUCGACACCGAACCAUAUCCGAGAUGGCCUGGGGAACUACUCAGUUAAUCUUACGGCAAAACUUUUGAGCUUCUUUGACACCUUUUUUAACACGACGUAUCCCAUGGAGAAAGUGGAUUCUGCAACCGUCACCCACAAAAGCAGUGCGAUGGAAAACUGGGGGCUAAUUUUGUACAGGACGGAUCUGCUCAUGUACUCACCUCUCGUAUCACUGGAAACUUCAAAAAAUGCUAUCGCGAGCAUUGUGUCGCACGAAGUGGCUCAUCAAAAUUUUGGGAAUUUAGUCACAUGUAAAUGGUGGAGUGAAAUUUGGCUUAAUGAAGGUUUCGCCACGUACCUGAGUUACAUGGGGGUUGACGCUGUUGCUCCGGAAUUUCGACAUGGCGAGUGGCAACUUAACGACGCCCUGCAGCCCGCCCUUGCUUACGAUUCUGGUCCGGAUAGUCAUCCCCUGAAGAAUUCUGGCCUUACUCCGGCAGAAAUUGACUCGUAUUUUAGCACAAUUACGUACGAAAAGGGGGCCUCGAUUAAUCGCAUGGUUGAAGCCUUCCUCACUAAAGAAACGUUUAAGAAAGGAUUGAUCCGAUAUUUGGAGGCAAAAAAGUUCCUAGGCGCCGAGCAAGAUGAUCUAUUCGUGCACUUGCAACAAGCUGCCGUUGAGGAUGGCAGAGUCUCUACAUUUCCGCCAGGUACCGAUGUAAAAACGAUCUUGGACACGUGGACGACGCAAGCAGGUCAUCCGUUGGUGCGAGUUAGUGUUCACAGCGUUCAUGGAGACGUUCUGAUUUCUCAAGAACGGUACUCAGACACGAAUUCCCCCAAUUUAUGGUACGUUCCCAUCACCGUGGUCACGCAGGAUUCUCCACCUUUGCCGAAUCACGUUCCAACUUUGUGGUUAUCGAAUAACCAAAGAACCACGACGUACGAUAAUUUCCCUGGGAAAUGGAUUAUGCUGAAUGCUGAUGCCACGGGAUUUUACCGAGUCUUGUACGACGCCGAGUUGACAUUACUCAUUCAGCGACAGCUGAGGAAUGAUCCGUCCAAAAUAUCUCCGUUGAGUAGAACUCAGUUGUUGGAUGACUAUUUUAAUUUGGCGUAUAAAGGGUUCAUAAAUAUCGACACCGCACUAGAUCUUACUACUUAUUUUGGACAAGAAGAUUCUUUUACUGUGUGGGAAGUUGUGUUUAAUCAGUUCAGAAAUUUAUACAAAUUUAUGGAAACUGCAGAACAACGCGAUGCAUUUACAAAAUAUUUUCUCCCCAAAAUCGACCGUGCUUUGAGGAGAAUUGGUCUCGAGAAUGAAGAAUUGGUUGGUGCGGAUGAAAUUUUUCGAAUGAAAUUGAUCGACUGGGCUUGUUCUCUAAAGCAUCCGGCAUGUCUGGAAUACGCUCAAGAACUUUAUUUCAUGUGGAACGAAACCAGAAUUAACCCAAUUCAGGUCGACAUACAACCCACAAUUUUCUGCAGUAUUGUUGCAAACGAGGGACUCCCCGGGUACCUUUUUGUCGCACAGAGAUACGUAGAAACCAAUAUUUUGAGAGAAGAAGCCCUCAAAACGAGACUUCUACACGGACUGGCCUGCACUCAAGAUGAAAGAAUCCUGCAAGGGUUCUUGGACUGGCCGUUGGAAGGUCCCGAAUCCGGCCUCGCACCGGCCCAUUUCAUCCCCGUGAUUGCCCGUGUCGGCAUGAAUUCAAAGGGCAGAUUGUUAGUAAUCCGGUAUCUUAAUGACAACCUAGACGCAAUCGUGGACAAAUUGGGUGAGGGAAAUGUGACCGUCGUCGUAACAAUUUUGACCAGCCUGGUACCGCAGCUUUCUACCCAGCAGGAAUUAAACGAGCUUGAAUUAUUUGUUGCAAAUCAUUUGACAAGAUUGAGCGAGUUAUUGGACUUGAUUAAUCGUCAAGUGGACGAGGUUCGUUCAAACAUUAAUUGGAUGUCGCACUGGGGUCAGCAACUUUUAGUUUGGAUGAGAGCUAAUCCCGAUGAGGAUCAAGUAACGACCAGCACGACGGGCGGCAGUACAUCAACGACGCAACAGACGACAUCUUCGACGACGCCGGAUCCUACAACGACGCCAAAUUCUUCUUCUAGUCAACUUGCAUGCGGGGUUACAUUAAUUGCCGCGUUGUUGGUAGUGGUGACGCAAAGAAUUUUAUGUUGAGGGUGCAAGUAUAGAUAUUUAUGUACGUAUGUAUGUAUUUUUAUAUUUAGGUAUGAAUGUUUCAUACACGUGGAGCACCUACUACAUACGUAUAUAAAUUUAUGUUUAUAUUUAUAUGCCUAUUAAUAGUUUAAGGUAAAUAUUGCUAUAAAACUCGAUAAUGUAAAUAUGUAUUUAUGUAUAUACUUCACAUAUGAAUAAAACAAAUUCGGUAAACACGAG
Molecule: messenger RNA, 3269 nt
Organism: Folsomia candida
Lineage: Eukaryota; Metazoa; Arthropoda; Collembola; Entomobryomorpha; Isotomidae
Product: aminopeptidase N
Exons: 16
Coding region: 54-3047 (997 amino acids)
Biological process (GO): proteolysis; peptide catabolic process
Cellular component (GO): cytoplasm
Molecular function (GO): zinc ion binding; peptide binding; metalloaminopeptidase activity
Source: RefSeq, a predicted model, not a curated record